Messenger RNA from Marmota monax (woodchuck), 759 nucleotides. It is a transcript of the gene Cck, whose product is annotated as cholecystokinin. The record is from RefSeq and is a predicted model, not a curated record. Bases 156 to 503 code for a protein of 115 amino acids. Gene Ontology annotation, molecular function: neuropeptide hormone activity. Gene Ontology annotation, cellular component: extracellular region; axon. Lineage: Eukaryota; Metazoa; Chordata; Mammalia; Rodentia; Sciuridae. Gene Ontology annotation, biological process: digestion. The transcript is spliced from 3 exons.
GCGGGUCUGCGUCAGCGUUGGGUAAAUAGAUGACUGUCCUAUAGCGCCGGGCGGGGCUAUUUAAGAGGCAGCCACCCGCCCGUUUACCCUGAACUUGGCUCGGCUGUCGCAGCUCCGCUGGAAACGCUAAACCAGCUGCUUUCUAAUCCAGAGCCAUGAACCGUGGCGUUUGCCUGUGCGUGCUGAUGGCGGUACUCGCUGCGGGGGCCCUGACGCAGCCGGUACCCCCAGCUGGUGCCGCAGGCUCCGGGGUGCAGAGGGCAGAAGAGGCGGCCCGAAGGCAGCUGAGGGCUGUGCAGAGGACAGACGGGGAGCCGAGAGCGCACCUGGGCGCACUGCUGGCCCGAUACAUCCAGCAGGCUCGGAAAGCUCCCUCUGGCCGCAUGUCCAUCAUUAAGAACCUGCAGAACCUGGACCCCAGCCACAGGAUAAGUGACCGGGACUACAUGGGCUGGAUGGAUUUUGGCCGGCGCAGUGCUGAGGAAUAUGAAUAUCCUUCUUAGAAGACCAGCCUCCAUCCACCUGACUCAGAGGAGGCAGAAUAAGAAAACAAUCAUGCUCAUAACUCAUUGUCUCUGAAGUUUGACAUUUUAAGUAUCUUAUUUAUUAAGUUCUCAAUGUGAAAAAUCCUUCUAUUAAGAUUGUCCUGUGAAACCACACACCUCAGCAGAAUUGUGCAAUUGAAGAAUAUGAUGUUUCCUAACUUUGUGACUUUUGGUCCUAACAUGUUGCUAUGCUAUUAAAGUGAUUUCAUUCUGA